CCAUCCCUUCAUCCCUCACUGCCCAUUCCUUCAUCCCUCUCUGCCACUCCCUUCAUCCCUCUCUGCCCAUUCGUUCAUCCCUCUCUGCCCAUUCCUUCAUCCCUCUCUGCCCAUUAAUGCAUUUCUCUCUGCCCAUCCCUUCAUCCAUCUCUGCCCAUUCCUUCAUCCCUCUCUGCCCAUUAUUUCAUCCCUCUCUGCCCAUCCCUUCAUCCCUCUCUGCCCAUCCCUUCAUCCCUCUCUGCCCAUUCCUUCAUCCCUCUCUGCUCAUCAAUUCAUCCCUCUCUGCCCAUCCCUUCAUCCCUCUCUGCUCAUCUCUUCAUCCCUCUCCGCCCAUCAACCCUCUCUGCGCAGGUGUUCAUCCCUCUCUGCCCAUUCUUUCAUCCCUUUCUGCCCAUCCCUUCAUCCCUCUCUUCCCAUUGCUUCAUCCCUCUCUGCCCAUCCCUUCAUCCCUCUCUGCCAAUCAAUUCAUCCCUCUCUGCCCAUCCCUUCAUCCCUCUCUGCCCAUUCGUUCAUCCCUCUCUGCCCAUUAAUGCAUCCCUCUCUGCCCAGACCUUUAUCCCUCUCUGCCCAUCUCUUCAUCCCUC
This is a messenger RNA of Closterium sp. NIES-67, 584 nucleotides long. Lineage: Eukaryota; Viridiplantae; Streptophyta; Zygnematophyceae; Desmidiales; Closteriaceae. The record is from the annotation of a GenBank genome assembly.